AUAUUAGCUUCCUUCUAGAGGAUCAUGGGAAGCAAUCCUGCUUUUGAAGCGGAGGGAUUUUCGAAACAUUUCUGAAAUAUCUUCGUUAUAUAAUGUAAUAAAACCGCAACGUUAAAACACUAACCAUCGUCUCAUUAGUAUAACCGUAUAAUCAGAAGGAAGAGAUGUUAAAAGAUGGAGCUGAAGCUGGAGGUUGUUGUGUCAUCUAGCAUCAAACGGAAGAAACCAUGGCCGCGAUUCUGCUGGCUGGGGCAGGAAAAGGAGUCUGUUUUUCUGUUGGAUGACAAACGGAUCAGUGAGAUCAACAUGGUGUCUGGUCGCACCAAGAAAAAGAUCCCUAAACUCCAUCCUCUACUUAGCAGUGUGGUGAAAAUGACUCCAUCUCACAAUGGGAUGUGGCUGUGUGGAGUUUUGGUGUCUGGAGAGUUAUUUUUGUGGAACAGGGAUAAAGAUUUACUGAAGACUGCAACAGCAGUGCCUGAAGUGAUUCAGAUGAUCAACUCUGCUCAAGGAAAUUUUCUAAAGUUGUGCCUACAGGUUUCAUGCGAUGGGACGAGAGUGCUCCUGACUACGAUAACUGGGCAGGUGUUCCUGUGGGAGUGCACAGAGAGGAAGGAUUUUCCAGGCCUGCGGGAUGGCCCUGUUAAAGGGCAGUGGACUAAUUUAUUGCCACUUAAAGAGACGAUUUUGCCUUCUUCAAAAGAUAAAGAAGCAUCCCAGCAGACCAUCUUUUUAAAAACAGAGGUUAUGAUGGACAUUUGCUUAUCAGCAUUUAUUUUCAUCUCUGGGAAGCAGCUUGUUGUCACCAUUCUAAAAAUUCAGUGGAGCCAAGGCAGUGUGAGGAUGGGUUCUGUUGGUUACACCAUACAGUGGGCUUCCAAAACAUACCCCAUGUCUCAUCUGUACCCACCCUGCCAGCCAGUAAAGUCCAGAGGAGCCUUAGUUCCAGCCUUUUCUCCUGAUGGACGCCUGUUAGCCAUUGUACUGAACCAGAGGAAGCCAAAGGACACACAGGUCCUUUUUGUGAGCAUGCAGAACUUUGUUUCAAUAUCAAGCGACCUGGGAGGAUGUGGAAGCAAGAAAAUGGAUAUCCCAUCAAAAUAUGUUAGGUCCUACUGGGUGAGUAGCAUCAGCUGGUCAGCAGGAGGCCUUUUCCUUGCCUGUGUCUUAAAGAGGGGCUCCCUCCUGAUGCUGGCUCGCCUUGGUGGGCUUCUCACCCUGACAAGUUCUGGUUGCAAUGUUGAUUUUGGUCCUGCGCACUUCCUGCCCCUCCAUCCGCUGGUCACCUACAGACCACCACUCUCUGGAGAGAAUGGAGAGGCCUCUCUUUCCAGCUCCAGCUUGUCUCUACGUGAUCUAAUGAGGCAGCGGUUUUCUGUCACCUGGCACCCCCGACUGCUAUAUCUCAUUGUGUCUGACGGCUACAUGGCCACAGUUAUGAAGGUGCAGGGCAGACUUUCAGCAGCACUCUUCCUGAAUGCUCUUCUAAAAGAAGCUGGCAAGGAUCUGGAAAAAGCAAGCAGCAAAUUAGAAAAAUCCCAGGUUCAUGUGAAGGCUUGGCUGGAGUCUAUGUCUUGCUUUAAUUCAGACAGCAGCCUUGAGGAGCUCAGUCCGUCUGUCACAUGUCGGCUUAAAGUGUCAGACUCCACCAUUUUAGCGGCGACAGAUCAAACCAGGCUGCCGCUGUUCCUGCAGGACCAGCAGACACUGGGUGGUACCAAGGAGCUCCUUGAAAGCAUGCAGACUUUCUUUGAAGAGGACUCUGAUUUGGAAGGACUUCCUGUUGGUUCUCGUGUGCAGGAAGGAGGCCGUUUAGAGUUUGCCUCAAUGUUUGACACUCUCCAUGCAAUGGACACUUACAGUGAAUCUGUUGUUGAUACAAACAGCAAGAAGAGACAAACAGAAAAGAAGAACCCUCUUUAUUCUGAGAUGGGGAAGAUUCAGAGGAAGCUGCUCACGGCUUGGGCUUUUGCCAUGUCAUUGGGGGAUGAAGUUGAACACAGAGUUCAUCUUCUGAAGCGUACGCUUUACUGUGUGGUUUGGUUUGCAGCUUUACUCCACCUGGCCCCCAUACGAGCAAGGGAUACCCCGGUUUCUACACGCUUGCUCCACCUCAUUAAAGCUCUCCUGUCUUUCCUGUCCUGGGACAGCCUUUCCUCAGAUGGACAGCACUGCUUGGGGCUAAUGGUGGGGUUUACUGAAAGGAUAGUGAGUCUUCUGUUCACCCCUCAGCCUGAAGGCCACCUGACUGAGAACUACCUUUUAUCAUCUCAAAGUUUAUCCAGGAUAAUUCAAAUCAUGCACUUAGUCUCCGAUUCUCUUGACUGCACUUACAGCUUAGAGCAGAAAACAUAUUGGUCUCCUGAGGAGUUUUCCUCUUCCCAGCCAUAUCUUUGGUCUUCAGAUGUUUACCAUGUACCCCUGCUGCAGGCUGUGAAUAAAGACACACCUGCUUUUAAACAUCAGCCGAUACCUGUUCCUCGGCAACCUUCAAGCAGAUUGCUUGGAGUCUGGCAGCUAAUUUAUGAUGUUACUCAGCGGUAUGCAGAGGAACUGAAGAAGCUUAAAGGCUGCGACGGCAUGGAGGAAGAGGAGCAAAAACUGUCUGCCAUCACAUCCCAGAUCCAGACAGCUCUGCAGGCAACAGGAGAAAACCUGGAAGAGGGGCGUUUGCUGCUGGAUUACCAAGGCGAGGACCUUUUCCUUUGCGGUUUGUACGCACAAAGUACACAGAUGUUACGAUUACAAAUCUGUGAGGAGGCAAACAAAGGUGGGAAGCGCAGUGUGUUCCAGGAGACGCGGCUUUGUCUGGCGCUCCUAUAUAGUCUGUUAUCCCAGUAUCACCUGAGAGAAGGCCAGGAGUUGGGGGACCACAUGGCUCAACUACUUCUGCUCAGAGCUGGAAACCAGACUGAAAGUUUGACUUGCAAUUCAGAUCAUCUUCCUUACCCAUGGCUGCCCAUGGAUCUUCCCAGUGAUGCCGCCCUUGCUGUAGUUCAGGCCCUCGGAAGAUUCAUGGCCUCUUACUUCACCAACCAGCCUCUCUUCAUUCUGCCUGCUCACAAUGUGUCCAUCCUGCCUCCUCUGCACCUACCUCACGCCUCAAAUAUCGGCCGUUUGGUGCCUUUGUCCCAAGAAGAAGUGGCCAAGGCAGUUCGACAGCAACACCUGUCAGAGGUGUGGACAGUGGACUAUGCCCAGGACUUGCUGCUGUUGGGGGGUCUCAUUCCUGAGGCUGUGUGGUUGGCAUCUCAUCUGGGCGACUGGAAAACUGCAGUGACUCUAAGCCUUGCCUACACCAGUUACUGUUCAAGGCAUUUUGACUUUACUCAGAUUAGAAGGAGAGAUUUCCUCCUACCAUCAGAGUUACAGCCAGAAAGCAUUUUUCAGGCUGAGCUGAAGAGUCUUCUUGGCAGUAAAACAGAUUCAGAGAAGACUUUUAAAAAUGGGAACGAAUGCUUUACAGAUCCUUCGGAAGGAGAAGAUUGGGAGUUGUUACAGGCUUCUGUGCAUGAAAUCCUGAAAGCUUCAGCCAUGGCAGGAGUGAAUGUCAUGUCGUUUCCUUUGUCAACGUUGUUGGACAAAGCCAAAGACAUGUGCUCGUUCCUGCCCACACUGGUACCCGCUGAAGUGUACCUGCCUGCGCCUCCUCUGUAUUGCCCACAGCCUUCUCUAAACACACAGGACCAAAGUUGCGGCCCUGAAGAAUUUGCUGAAGUUGUUUGUCGUCACAAAGUCUCCGGAGUUCUCCAAAGAUUGCUCCUUCUUCUGAGAUCUGCUCAUUGUUGCCGUCCUGCUGCACAGUGGUACAUCAGUCGUCUGCGGCGUGCCAGACACAUCCUUCACAAGAUUAAAAAGAAGUAUUCCUAUCCAUCAGCUGCUGAGGAGGAAAAUACUUUCCCUGAGGGACUAUUAAAGUUGAUCAGCCGUUCUGGAUACUUUAGACGGGACCCUAAUAAAGACGACCACCUGGACCCUGACACCAUCCAAACCAUCAUUUGUUUCAGAGAGCUUUGUGCUUUAUGCUGGAUGCUCCAUGUCAGGGAUCAGCUCUCCCUUCUAUGCAGGAAGUAUCAGGCUGCCAGACAAGAAGCGAUCCCAGAGGAUUCCCAGGUGAAUUCAGCCAAUGUUAAUGCUCUUCUAUGGGCUUGUCGUCUUCUGCCUUUCAUCCACUUCCUCGGUGGUGAGGAGGUCCUUCAGGACAUACUCCUCAGUCUACUGUCUGAACUUCCCCCUGUGCCAUUGGUGGCGGAGACGCUGGUUCGAGUCUUCCCCCAGGAGGAAGAUUCUGUCAGAGUGUCUUUAAGAGAGAAAUAUAACUUGCUGCUGCAGAGGCUGGGCCAGUGCAACCUUGAAGAAGGAGGGGAAGAUGGGAACAAGUUGAAAAUGAUUUUUGUUCAAGACAGAAAGAGACACAGGAGGAAACAUUUUGGGCGAUUGCAGAGGCAUUUGGCCAUGCCUGUGCUCCAUCUGUGGACGAAAGCAGAUGAAGAGGAGGAAAGGGGGGGGAGAAAUGACAUGGCCACUUUGGGGCAGCUGUCCUUGGCUACUACUGUGAGCACCAGCAGCUUAACCGAUGGUGGGUUCCAGCCAGUGUGCAGCGAUGCAGACACUGCAGCGAACACACCUGAGGCCAUCUCCCCUGAACGGCACAAGAGCAGGAAAAAGAAAUCAAAUAAAGAUGACAAGAAGAUCGAACCUGAUUUGGAAAGUGACCUUAAAGGGAACCCCAACAUUACAGCGAGAGACAAGGAGCAGCUUUCUCUACCAGUGGUCGGCUCCUGGGAGUUUGAGCUGGAAGAUGAUGAGUACCUAAAUUUCUUGGAGCUCUUCCUUAGCUAUGUGCUAGAGAAGGAUACUACGGAUGCUAUGGACUGUGGAGAUGAGCUACCUUUGUUGAAAGGCUUCAGCUAUCAGCUAAGGGAGAAGGAGCUGCAUUCAUUAACUUUCGAUGUAGUCUCUACUGUGCAUCGUCGUCAAAGAGGUGGGCACCUCCUAGAGACAAAGCACUCAGGGAAGCCCUCGUCUGUUUUUAGAGCGGGCUGUUGUUAUAAACAUAAACAAAACCCGAUAACCGAAGCACAGACUUCUUCAGUUUGGAGUGAAGAUCCCAUUUCCAGGGACAGCAUACCUGUCAGCCUUCAUCUCGGGCAGAGAACUGAGAAACAUAGAGGUUUGUUUGGCCUCAGGCAACAGAGCGAUAUCUCAUCAGCAAGAGUAAAGAAAGCAAAUCUUUCCUCUACUGUAGAACACCCCGCAGAGAGCCUUAAACCUGGCUUUUUAUCAUCGGUGGAAACUGUCACUGACUUACAGCAGGGCCUGGAUCCUGAGUUAGAGGCCCGGUUUCCAGAGCUGGGCAGGCUGCUGGAGUGGAUGGUACGCUGGGCUGAUAGAAGGAUCCUCUUAGGACAUCACAAUAAAAAGAAGAAUGACUCUUCAGGCAAACCGGAUGAGGGAGUUGUGAUUCGUGUGAAAGCAACAGCACCUGCUAUCCUUACCUCUUUAGGUUUGCUGGAGCACAGGUAUACGACUUCACCCCAAACUGAGCAGUACACUUCCUACUGCCACGUCCCUGAAAUGCAAUGGACUGUUCUCCCUAUGCUGCAUUCGGAUGUGGAAAGAAAGACUGAGAGAGAAAGCAGCAUCGAUACUGGCUACCCUGGAUCUGCCAACACUCCCAUCACUGGUCCUGAUCUUAAAGUGCAACAAGAAGAAACCUCUCCUUCUGUCAUGGAUGAACGCGAGGAGCUGACGUCUCCUCCUCCAGUGGAUCAGGUUCAGCUCAGACCUCCAGGUUCCCCACAGCCCAGUUUCACUGACUUGGAUUUUAUGCCUGAAAAAGACAGAAGCUGGGACAGUAAGAGCGUUGCUGUGAUACCUUCUGAUUCCAGUGAGGCUACCUCCAAAGAUGUCUGCACGCCUGAAACGAGCUUAAAGCUUGAAGACCUUGACUACGCUGAAAAACGUUUAUCCAGUUCCCAAUCCCAUUAUCCUCCUGUUAAGCCAGAACCUCCUGCUCUUCCAGAUUUACACCGUGAACCUCCUCCUCAUGCUGAAUCUCCUGAUUCAGGUCCCGCCCCCCUCCCCAACCCUUCUACUGAUCAACCAUCUCUCCAACCACAGAUCUCCACAGCUGGUGCGCCCCCUCCUGAUUGUACAACUCCUGCUCCGCCUUUGAUAACUCCCCCAAUGAGACAGCGUCUGGGUGAAGACCUACUCAGACUGGUUCAGCACAUCAACUACAUGAGUUUGAAUGAGGUUUUAGGAGCUACGUUCUCUAGCCUGCAGCUGGCUCAGAGGAGCUCCUCUUCUGUCAUCCCUGGCAUGAACUCCUCGCAGCCUAAUGUGCCUUCAUCUUCUGUUACUCAAGUUAUUCGGGAGGAAAACAUUUUUCCAGUUCAAAACGCUACCUCUGCCGUGCCUCGAACACAUGCGUGUUUGCCAAAGUCAGAAUCCUCUGACCCCCAGGUGAAUCAGAUGGAGUCAUGUCAUUUUGCAGCCCAGCCUGUCAUGCAAAAAACAGGAGACAAUCUGAAUCACUGUGUGAUGCAGCCGCUCUCUGUCCAAGCAGCGUCACCAGAAAUUCAGGAAAGUGAAAAAAGGAGACUGAUCCCUUCUUCACAUGGGCUCUUGGCCACUACUCAUGGCAGUGACACUAAUCCACACCUGCCCCCUAAAGGCAGUGCACAGACUGGCUCUAAAGGCAGUGGACAGACAGGCUCUGCUGUGCAGAUGUUGGGUCUGAAGCUACUUAAACUCCAUCAUUCUGCUACGUCCCAGCAGGCUGUCCCACGCUUUGCUGCACAGCACACGCAGACUCCUGAGUCCCACCAGCCCAAAGUUACACUCUAUCAUCAAUCAACUUGGAAAAACACAGAUGGACAGCAUCUGACCUUUAACCCUUCACAUGAUCCACCUCACAGGAACUCUCCAUCGCCCAUAUGGCCGCUGGGAGCGUCCGUCGGUCAAACUUUCCCUCUACUCCCUCCUGCUUUUCAGACUCCUAUAUCUACAUCGCUGCAUGGCCUUCGCCUGCUGCAGUUACAGGAUGUUCCUCGUAGCAGCAUUCGCUUCCCCAAAUUAACUACAGCAGUUGCACCAAGACCUGUUGUUAUUUCUGCUGGAAUGACAGAAGCACCUUUAAUUAGGCUUUUACACAUUGAUCCUGGACCCAAAGUGAUGGAACCCCAGGGAAUUCAUUCAAACUCAAUGAGUCAUCUUAUGGAGGAGUUGACAAGUGCAGAAACCUUGCAGCAAGAUACUAAAGUGGCUCCACUGCAGUUACCUAGACAAGCUGAAUCCUAUGAAGGCAUUAGAAAGCUAACUAGCUCCCUAAGCUUGAGUUCCAGUAAAAGGCAAAAGAGGAGAGAAGAUAAGACAAAGGGAAGGAAAACAGAAGUGUCAUUUUGUCUAAAUGAGUCCAUAAUCCCGGCAAAAGAGGCAGCUCACGUACCUGAAAGUAAAGAAGCUGCAAUUACUGAAGAGAUCAAACCUGCACAGGACAUGACAGUUGCAGGAUCCUCCAGUGAUUUGCUGACCGAUAAUAGAUUACUGGAAAAAGUCUUCUCCACUUCAGCCGAGCUCCAUGCCUUCGCUUCAACAAGCAAACAUCCCCCGGAGUGUCACGAUGCUUUCACUAACACAGAGCCAGCUCUUACUCCUACAGUUGAGAACAGAUCUGUUUCUGUCCAGGCCUCAGUAAAAACUAGCAGCCCAAAAAUGCAAAGUCUAGAGAAUUUCCCAGAAGACCCUGUUCGAGGCACAGUGGAGAACCAGCAUGAACCAGAGAUGUUGAAGGAUCCUGCUGGCCGCCAGUUUCUAAGCGUCUUCGAUCUGGAAGAUGUGAGGCAGCAUGAAGCUGUGUUGCCAUCCUCCAGCUUACAACCACGGGAUGUUUCUUCACCAACUUCUGCCCAGCUUCAUGUUCUUGCCACCUCUGUCUUUAGCUCUGCUGCUCUAAAUGGGUCACAACCCUCAACCUCAGUUCCAAACGAUCUGUUGAAACCCAGAUCUACCACAGAAGUCCCUGAGGCUCCUCCUUCAUUCAGUCAUUCUGGCUCCAGUAGACCUGCAGAGAGAAUCCCUUUAAAUGGCGGCGCAUCGGUAGAUUCGGGUGAAUCCAAAACCUGUCGAGCCAUAAAGGACCAGACGCGUGUCUCUGACAGAGCCCCUUCCUCACCUCCUGCAGUUUGCUUCUCUUCACGUCUGUCAGAGCUUGACUCUCAGCUGGCUGCUUUGCAGAACAUCGCAGAUCGUCUUGAGAUGGACUUUUCACAUUCAAGAAUGCUGGUAAACAAAAUAGAAAAGCUGUCCUCAGAAAGUGAGUCUGAUGCAAAGGGAUUUAAAAGAAGUGUCAGACUUUCUGCUCCAAUCAAAGCAUGGACGUCAAGGACAGAUCCAGACCUCUUACCUGCUUUGAAGGAAUGUGACGAAAUUAGGGAAGAACAGGAAGAGGAAUCCAUGUUUCAUAAAGUCUCCUGCAGUCCUGCAACAAAGUCAUCACCUUAUGAUUCAACCAAAUCUUUCUCUCCAAGUCGGGGUCCUUCCUCUGCUCACAUCGCUCCAGGGAAAAAAGAGCACUACAGUGAAAGCUACGACGUGUCUCACGAAUGGACAGAAAUGAAUCUGGGUCAGACUGAGUUAUCCGACACUAUGGAAAUCUUAGACGAGUUGGUGAAGGAAGGCUACUUAUCUCCCUCUGACUGGGAACCCACUCAGACUGCAGGCCCAAGCAGGAGGCAGGACCAACAGCAACAUGGCUGGACAUCCCAAAACAGUACACGUACUGAGGAGGAAAAGAAGGACCUGAGGAUUUGGAUGAGACAAAAACAAAGGGAUAGACUGGCAGCUUAUCAGAAACACAGACAGAGCCUGAGGGAGAGGGAGCACAAACCGUUCUCUGCCUCUUCAGCAGGGCUAUCAGCAAGCAGAAAACAAUCGAGCAGUGGGAGAAACAAAGAUGAAAAAGAAAAGUCCAUGCUUCUGAAGCAAUCCUACCAGAGAACACAGGAGGCUUGCUCUUUGGCCAAAGAUAUCCUCAGUUCUUCUGUAACUGCAUCCACUUCCACCCAGGGUUUUGGGCCUCCAGUUCUCUCCAGCACCUGGUUGAUUUCACCUCCAGCCCCCUCUCCUUUUAACGCUUCGAGGCCUCUGACCAUAGCAGCUAAUGAUAAAAGAAGUCUUAAGUCUCAGUCAGGAGUUUCCCCUCCACCCCCACAUUAUUCUGCAGAAGGGAGACCUUCAGAAGAUCGCAGCAGAAGACUGGGACUUCAUCGACCAGUAACAUUUUUGCCGGGGGAUCGACUGUCUCAGAUAACAAGGCGUGGAAUGCUAAGCAACACCAAGAACCAAUCCAAGUUUCAUGAAUCUAACCAGAGUCAGGGCCAGCGUGUUGGAUUCCAAACAAGAACUGGAUCCAACGACACGGUUUCCUGUGGAGCUGCUUUACGAAGAGGGAACCAGAGGGAACUAAGACAAGUAAAGGAGCCUAAGACUGGGGAAGACUCUUCCUUGGUUUUAGACAGGAUUUUAGAUGGGCAGGAUGGUGCUGUGCCAGGUGGAGUUUCAGAAUUCGACUGGCUGGAUGAUCUCUCUGACAGCGCAGGCAGUAGUCUGAGCAGAAUAGACUGGGCUGCUAUUGAAAGGAUUGUGGCUACAGAAGAAGACUAAUAGGAGAAACAACUACUGUACAGUAAUCUUGAUCAAAUAGUACCAUAGCUGCCUAUAAUCAGAAUUAUAAAUUGUAGAUUUAAGAAUAUGUUCUUUAUUGUCUGAAGUUAGAUAUGGAAACUUUUUAAACAUUUUUGUUUUUAAUGUCUUUAUGAGUUAUCUUUAUAUUUCUAUUACUAUGUCUUAUUGACUGUUUUUUAAGCUGUGGUUUAAUUAAAACCCUUUAUUAUAAA
Cyprinodon tularosa is the source of this 9902-nucleotide messenger RNA. It is a transcript of the gene cplane1, whose product is annotated as ciliogenesis and planar polarity effector 1. Gene Ontology annotation, molecular function: protein binding. Gene Ontology annotation, cellular component: ciliary transition zone. NCBI's taxonomy places the organism in Eukaryota, Metazoa, Chordata, Actinopteri, Cyprinodontiformes, Cyprinodontidae. The transcript has 50 exons. Bases 175 to 9669 code for a protein of 3164 amino acids. The record is from RefSeq and is a predicted model, not a curated record. Gene Ontology annotation, biological process: cilium assembly.